GUGCUGUCGAAGAGCGAGGACGAGGCCUGCAGGAAAGCCUCGCUGGUCGAUUGUUUUUGGUGGCCGCGCGCAGCUCCCAAUCAACAGUUUGCAGUGCGCCGGUCCCUCGCAGUGUGGAAGCGCUCUCUCUGCAGUUCCCGCUCGUGCUAUUUUCCUCUCAAGACGUCUCCUGUACGCCAUCACACACUCCAAUCCACAAUGAUUGACGAAGACUCCAUCUCGGUCGUGAUCACGGCCUCUAAGGAAGUCGAAGGCGGCGACACGCUCGAAAGCGGUGAAGGCAGCACCAAGCUCCACAACAAGCGCCAUAAAUACACUAUAUACACAGUAUUUGUGCGCAAUGUCACGACUGGAGGUAAAUGCGUCGUGCGGAGGCGCUACUCGGAUUUUUUCAAGUUGCGCAAGGAGCUCAUGGAGCUCGUGUGCUGGGGCCACUGUGGCUUUUGCGAGCAUUACGUGCAGCAGAUCGCUGACUAUCCGUUCCCGCGCCGAAGACUACUGCGCUCGAGCCGCAAGGCUGUGGUGAAGGAGCGUAUGGAUAGCCUCGGACUAUUUUUGAGGCACAUGCUGCUGUGCAUUAUGGCGCGCAGCUUCGAGAACUGCUCACAGGCUUGCCAGAACAUUGAGAACUGCAUCUUACAGUCCUUUUUACAAAUGGAUCAGACGGAAACGCUGUUUCCUACCAUGGCGUCCAAGCAGCGCCCCAUUGAGAUCCUGCAGGCCAUGGAGGUGAAACGCCAGCAGCAGAUUAAGGCCGCAGGACUCCGCACCAAGAGCCUGGCAUACACGACGCUGUCAGACCAGAGCGACCAUUCCAGAAUGUCACGUAACCAGCGCCAAGUAGGCACAGACACAUGCCAUCUCUGUCUUCAGAAGUGGACGCACUGUUAUUGCAACAGCGACCAGGACAGUCGUCCCAGUGUCUCGAUGAUUGACAGCGACACCAGUCGAUGCAGUCGCUGCGAGAACGAAUGGAACCACUGCUACUGCUGUCAACAAGUAUCUCCGACGGCUUCGUCGGUAUGUACGGACCGCUGA
Messenger RNA from Phytophthora infestans T30-4, 1038 nucleotides. RefSeq lists its product as uncharacterized. The record is from RefSeq and is a predicted model, not a curated record. The coding region runs from base 199 to 1038 and encodes 279 amino acids. Gene Ontology annotation, molecular function: phosphatidylinositol binding. The transcript is spliced from 2 exons. Lineage: Eukaryota; Oomycota; Peronosporomycetes; Peronosporales; Peronosporaceae.